ACUUUACAUUAUCGCAGAAUUUGUUGUUUCUUUAACCGUACAGACUACACGCUUCCCUAAAUCCCCUUUAACCGUACACAUUUAAUUCUUGUUACCGUGACAUCAUCAAAGAAUGAGAAUCUUGGCGGCGUUUUACACACUCUUGAUCUUCAAGGGGGCCUUCUGCGGGAAGAACCUCAGACUUUUGGACUCUUAUAAUGGGUCAACCCAACUGAAUUCUCACGUUCUCGAUCUCGCAAAGCCGGACGAGAACUUUGUGGAGGUAUCUUGUACCGAUGACCCUACGGGAGUCUCCCAAAAGGGAUACAAUGUGAAGGAUGACCAUGUAGUAUCCUCAGUGGUAGAGGACGGUCAGGAGAUCUGGAAGGCAGCCGAAGGAUCCGAGGAAUCCUGCACACUCGCACUUGUUGGCUCAAAGGAACAAGACGCCCUGUUGACCCUUCACGUUCGAAAUGGAACUUCAUUCACCUUCUUUUACUUUGAAAAGGUUGGUGGAGCAUGGAAGGAUGUCCAUGAAGAUGAGUUUCAGGCAAAGUAUGAUGAGAUGAGUAACAAAGCUAACCAGCAUGCAGAGAAUGCUCAGGCUGAGGAUGGGCCAAAAAAUGGUAGACAUCUAAGAGAGUCUCAGGCAUUCCAGUCUGAAAAUGAUGUAGAAACUGCCCAUAAUGGUGAACAGGAUGGUCAGAAUGGAAAAUAUGAACCGAGGGACGAUGUCGUAGAUCUCGCUCAUCCUACAAUUUCCAGUGUGACUGUGGACAGCAAGGGAGUAAAGCAGACAAAGUAUUCCCUCGGUGAGCACCUUGGCAUAUCCUCAGUAGUUUAUGGCAGUCAACACCUAUGGCAUGUCGGUCCGGAUGAUAAGAGGUGCACAGCUUUGGAGUCUUUUGAAAGGGACGGCACCUUCCUCUUGGUUGUUGGUGUUUACGACAAUGGCAUAACCGUUACUGUGCCAUUUGAAAAGGUGGGAGAAAAGUUCAAGAAAUUGUCUGAGCAAGUCUUUAAUAGCAAGUUCCAUAGCUUGAUGGAGGAAAAGCCAAUUCCUUCCAGUCACUCGGGUCCACACACCAUUGACAUUUCAGCCUCGGCCUUGUUCCCAUGUCACUCAUUCAAAUUCCACUUUGACGAUAUUCCAGUCACAGUGCUAAUGCCAUGGGUGGAGAACUUACACAUUACAAAGCUCGUGGAUGGAGAGGAUACAGUUGCUGAAGCCACUCUUGGGGGAAACUUUGCAUGGAUUGCCAUUCACACAAAUGAAGAGAGAAAGCCUGAUAUGGUCAUGGUUCCAGGUGGUUCGGCAAAGUAUACGCUAUAUAAGAAGAACGGCGACGAAUGGACAGAGUGCCAGGGACUCGGUGCAAUGAACAAGUACAGGGCUCCCGUAGAGAAGAAGAGAGAGUUUAUUCUUGAUGUUUCUGCUACAACCGAGGACGAAAACUUCCAAGUAUUUGGAGGAGAGUUGCAGGCAUUCUUACUUCGUGCCUAUUUCCCAAGAGCCGGUUCCUACGCCACUGAGGUCGUCCAUGGCAGAUCUAAAAUCUGGAAGGCGGCGGAAGGCACAGAUGAGAGAUGUCUUUACUCUGAGAUUUCUUCCGCAGAAACUUCCUGCCUACUCAUCCUAUCUACAGACGGAGACAAAAAGUUUUCCUUUAGGUAUUUUGAGAAUACCGCUCUCGGAUGGAUGAGUACCCUCGAAAAUGAUUUUGUUUUGGAUAGGGAGUAA
Molecule: messenger RNA, 1720 nt
Organism: Theileria equi strain WA
Lineage: Eukaryota; Apicomplexa; Aconoidasida; Piroplasmida; Theileriidae
Exons: 1
Coding region: 113-1720 (535 amino acids)
Source: RefSeq, a predicted model, not a curated record